GGAUUUAUUUAUUUAUUUAUUUAAUUUGUUCUCUGGGAGAGUUUGAACCUCGGCGGCCACCGUCGUGCAAAUAAACAUGGCGUCCGACGGUGAGAGCGAGGAGGAUUUUGUCACUUAUGGAACUCCUUUAGAGCCUCUUGAAGAAGAUGAGCCUCUCAGGAAGCCGAUACCCGUGCAGGAUCAGACGGUCAAGGACGAGAAAGGCCGAUACAAACGGUUUCACGGAGCUUUCACCGGUGGCUUCUCCGCCGGCUACUUCAACACCGUGGGGUCGAAAGAAGGUUGGGCGCCGUCUACGUUCGUGUCGUCCCGAAAUCAGAAGGCAGACAAGAACAAUGCCAGACCCGAGGACUUCAUGGAUGAAGAGGAUUUGAGCGAGCAUGGCAUCGCACCUCAACAGAUCACAACCACAGACGACUUCGCUUCUGGGAAGCCCGAUCAGAUCAGGGACAAAGCCCGAGCCAUCGUCUCCCUCACUGCUCCCAUCCCAGGAGACACUCUGUUGGAGGAGAUGAUCGCACCAGCACGGUCGUCUGUCGGGGUGGAGCUGCUUCGGAAGAUGGGAUGGAAGGACGGCCAGGGGGUCGGACCCCGAGUGAAAAGGAGACAGCGCAAACAAGACACGGAUGUGAAGGUGUAUGGAUGUGUUCUGCCAGCCAGUGGACCUGAGGAGUUGGAGGAUGAUGAUGAGUUCGCUCCUGAGAACGUGACUUUUGCCCCAAAAGACGUGACCCCGGUGGAUUUCACCCCUAAAGACAACGUCCAUGGACUCGGAUACCGAGGUCUCGACCCCCUGCAGGCUCUGACGGGUGGUCCGGGGGCGUCGCAUAUCAACCUCUUCACGCUGGACUCUGACAGGACGAGUCUGUUUGGGGGCAGGAAGGCGGGGCAACGUCGUAAGGGUGGGAUCUCCGGACAGGCGUUCGGCGUGGGAGCGAUGGAGGAGGAAGACGAUGAUAUCUAUCAUAGAGACACCAUGUCUAACUACGACAGCGUUCUGGGUGGGGAGGAGCCAGGGGACGGGCUUUACGGAUGGACGGCACCUCAGCAGUACAGACAGAAGAAGAAAGAUUCGAGCAGAGAUGCAGCGUAUGUGGGGAAAAUCCUGGAAGGUUUCACGUUAGCUCCCAAACCUGCGGAAGCGAAAACCGUUUUUCCUCCGCCGGUUCUGCCUCGUGAUUUCCGCCCGGUUCAUCAUUUUCGGCCGGUGGUGGACGCGUCGUCCGUCAGCCCGCUGGUAGCUCAGGCGCUGCAGGCUUCACGUGGACAGCUUUCCCAGGAUGCACCACAGCAGAGCCGCCACACGUUGGACUCUACCCAGAGGAGAGAGAUGCUGGGAGAGACCAGCCUACAGGGUCCUCACUCUGUGUUCGAGCUCCUGGACAUGAAGGACAGAGAGAGGUUGAGUGAGAUCCGUAAAGCUGCAGAAGACAAGAGAUCUACUUCACAGGAUCGUUUCCGCUCCAGCACGACGCCAGCUCAACAUCACGCUCAGCUCCUAGUCGCUAAAGCUCAGGCAGACGUGAAGCUCCUGAAGUCCCGGGCUACAGACACUCAGCAACAGGCUCUCAGCGUCUGGUCAAGUCCCACAGCUCAAACCAGCCAGACGUUUAAGCCGUUCGAGAAGGACCCAUCCAAGCAGGCGAGAUACGAUCGCUACAUCAGCCACCUGAAACAGGGGGAUAAAGACGCUCUGGAUUUAAGUCUGGACCCGACCGUGACGGAGUGGGAGAGAAGCCGAGAGCGAGACGAGUUCAUGCGCGCCGCUGUGCUGUAUAAGCCGAGUAACUCCUCGCUCUCCUCCCGCUUCACCCGAGCCAAACACGAGGACGACGACGACAGCGUGGAGGUGGCACCAGAUCAGGAGGGCGACAUAAAUGACAAGGAGGCAGCAGUGAAGAUGAAAAUGUUUGGGAAACUCACCAGAGACACGAUGGAAUGGCAUCCUGAUAAACUCCUCUGCAAGAGGUUUAAUGUUCCAGACCCUUAUCCAGGCUCGGCCAUCGUAGGCAUCCCCAAAGUGAAGCGCGACAAGUUCUCUGUAUUCAACUUCCUGUCUGUAUUGGAUGACAGACAGGUCUCUCAAGCCACGCCCACAUCCAGUUCAGGGAGCGCUCCCACUGCCUCGGGCAAACGCUCACGCUGGGAUGUAGCUGAUCGGGGGUCAAAGGUUAAAGAGGCUGAGCAACAACAAGACCACAUGAUCACUGCGACAACAUCUACAACAUCUACAACAUCUACAACAUCUACAACAUCUACAACAUCCUCAGACUCCAUGACUGCUGCUGAGUCUAAAGUAUCCGAGUCUGGCGCUGAGCAGAAAAUAAAGAAGGAGGAUGAGGAGGAGGAGGAGGCAGAGGAAGAAGAGGUCAGACCUUCCAUAGACCUGUUCAAGGCCAUUUUUGCCAGCUCAUCCGAUGAGAAGAGCUCGUCUUCUUCCGAGGAAGACAGUGGUGAAGAGGAGGCGCAGGAGGCGGAGCCAGAGAUACCUGUUGUCACACCUGUUGUUCCUCAGGCUCCUCCCACAUCAUGUUUAACAAACGUGACCGAGUCGGAAACCCGAAUCGCAGACGAACAAAAAGACUCUUCUUCUGUCAAGACUGCAGAUCUGGACUGCGAGGAGUUCGGACCCAGACUACCUCCACCUGGGCAAGUCUUCCCCUCGUCCUCGUGGGAGGAAAAACCAAGGAAACGGAGCAAAGAGAGACACAAAUCCAAGAAAGAGCACAAACACCACAAAGAGAAGAAGCAUAAGAAGAAGAGUAAGAAGCACAAGCAUAAAGGGAAACAGAAGAAGAAGAAAAAGACGGCGGAGACCGACAGUAGCUCCGGCGACUCCGACUCUGACGAUGGCAACGUAACGAAGACGCGUUCGGUGUCCAACGACGAGCUGCUCCUGAGGUCCGGGGUCUUCCCUGUUGAAAAACCUCGGAGGAAAGAAGUGACCGCGUGAUGACUCUGAGACGGAGAAACUGUCCUCCAUGAGGAUUCUGCUUUAACACAGAUCUACACGGAGCUACAUUUUGUGUGAAUCCGUGUUUUAGAAAAUGAAGAACGUGCUUCCUAAACCUGUACAUGAUUUAAAAAUAAAGUUGCCGUGAAUCCCG
Messenger RNA from Tachysurus vachellii, 3107 nucleotides. It is a transcript of the gene gpatch1, whose product is annotated as G patch domain containing 1. Gene Ontology annotation, cellular component: nucleus. The record is from RefSeq and is a predicted model, not a curated record. Gene Ontology annotation, biological process: mRNA processing. Lineage: Eukaryota; Metazoa; Chordata; Actinopteri; Siluriformes; Bagridae. Gene Ontology annotation, molecular function: RNA binding. The coding region runs from base 77 to 2953 and encodes 958 amino acids. The transcript is spliced from 19 exons.